Caenorhabditis angaria is the source of this 278-nucleotide messenger RNA. The record is from the annotation of a GenBank genome assembly. Lineage: Eukaryota; Metazoa; Nematoda; Chromadorea; Rhabditida; Rhabditidae.
AUGUUUUCGCUUUCAAUUCUCCUGAUUUUUCUUCUUUUUUCAAGCGCAUCUUCAGCUCGAAAUGAUACUCUUAUUUUUGAAUAUGAUGUUUUUUGUGGUUAUCCGAAUUCAACAUUAAACAUUGAACUCAAAGAAUAUGAUUAUUUGUGAGAAUAAUAUCGAAGUUGAAAUUCAUAAUCAAUUUUUAAUUCAGAACUCGAAAUGAUCCAUUCCACAACUUUUCAAAACAAUCGAUCAAUUCAAACACAUUUUUCAUACACAGGAUUUCAAGACGGUGA